ACCGCAACUCUCCUACCAGCAUUCAACCCGCCAAACGAACAUCGACCGCUUCACUACCUUACGAGGAGACAACGCAAGGAUAACACCACUACCAUUGACAAUUCAUGCCGGAUCCGGUCGUCCACGCUUUGGGGGAGCCUAAGAUGGAGGCAGACCAAAUAGGCCAGGCACAGCCUUCUACGACUCAAGAAGCCCGCAUAAGUGGAAAUGACACUGCUACUUCAAGUUUUCUCGCCCAUCCCUUCCCCGAAGAAGACAACAGUGAUGGCACAUAUGAAUUAGAAGAGGAAGAAAGUGAAUUCGACGAAGACCUAGAAAUGGAGUACGACGAGGAUGAAUGGUAUCGCGAAGAGGAUAUCCCGGAUUUCGAGACCAUUCCCGUCCGCAAAGCCCAGCGCACGCCGCAGAUGCUCACGUGGAGGCGCGAGAAUGAGGCUCUCAUCGAAAGAUACGUCAGUGAAAAAGCGGCAGACCUGAUAGAAACAACCAAUUCCUGCAUCAAGGCCCACUGCUUCGAUUUCAAAUAUGAUGACUCCCUCGACGACCGGGAGGACAUGAUAUAUCAUGAUCUCAUGAAGCCACACUGGACGGACGAGGGGAUUUUGAAGUGGGAGGCAUCCCAUCAGGUUUUCAAAGGUGAUACUUACGAUGACCUGAAUAACAUGAUGAAGGAAUUGCGAUCGACCCGAAACCCAGAUGCAGACCGGAUCAACACGUAUUUCCCUCUGCGUACACCUGUACCACCAGCUCGACACCCCUACGACCUCGUGGAAGGCAUCUAUGCUAUGCACAUCCUGAGAAUGAAGCGCCUGCUAGACCGUGCAACCUUCCGGCUCGAAGACUGGGUGACGACAGCAUUGGCGAUGGAAUGGGCACGACGGACGCUGUUACGAAGUCUACGCUACAUGAACCAACUGAAGCGCAAAUACCCGCCCGUGAUGAUGAAGAACACUAGCAACAGCUUGCUGUUACUGAUUGUGGUGAAGGAGCUCCAUGACAAGCCUUGUGAGAAACGGGCGGAGCGAGUGCAGAGGGGAAGAGAAACGUACGUGGCAAAAUGCUCACGAAAUGGCAUGAACUCUUUGGAUUGCGGACUGGCCCAGGGUGACGAUAUGAGGGUGAGAUGGCAUUGUACGCCGUUUGAGUAAUGCCAGGAAUGAGAAAGUAGAAGAGGAUAGCUACGGAAAUGACAUGAGAAAGAGGAUAGAAACGGAAUUGAUUUGGACUAGCUAGCCGGUGAGUCGGUUGAGUCUCACCAACAUCAGGAUCUCAUACCUACGCUAAGCUCAGGAAAAAUGAACAACAAAUGUAGAAUAUCUUGGCGUCGCAACUAUUGAGAUCCGUGAUGCAGCCUUUUUUUCCCUGC
Molecule: messenger RNA, 1366 nt
Organism: Xylaria bambusicola
Lineage: Eukaryota; Fungi; Ascomycota; Sordariomycetes; Xylariales; Xylariaceae
Exons: 1
Coding region: 105-1148 (347 amino acids)
Source: RefSeq, a predicted model, not a curated record